Molecule: messenger RNA, 789 nt
Organism: Drosophila hydei
Lineage: Eukaryota; Metazoa; Arthropoda; Insecta; Diptera; Drosophilidae
Exons: 2
Coding region: 1-789 (262 amino acids)
Source: RefSeq, a predicted model, not a curated record
AUGCAAAUUCUACUACUUCUGGUGUUGAUGCCACUGCAUUUAUCUUAUGGAUUUUAUAUUAGAAACGCCAAUGCUGCACCGGCAAAUGUCGAUGCUACAGCUGACAGCCGCACCGAUGACUGGGGAGUCUUUCAAAAUAGGCUCGGACUAUCCCAAGAAAAAGUUGAGCUUCUGAAGUCACAGAAGGACCAGCCAGGCACAAAGCAGCUGCUGCAUCGUUUCAUUAUGGAAAACCCAAAAUAUUUAAGUGCUGCAAGAACGAACAAAAAGAAAAAGUCAAGUAAAUUGGGUUUCAAUCGACUUUUCCGAGCUUUGGUAAAAAACUUGAAAAGCCCGAGGAGCUCGCUUAAAACCUCCUUUCAAUUUGAACUGUCAGACAGACCAACAAAGCCACUGAAGCGCACUCGCCGAAAGAUUGCUGUGAAGAUGGUGACGGACAUGUCCACUGAACAUGUGGACCAACUAUUAAAAAUGUUUUACCAGAAACACAACAUAGAUGACACCAACUAUGAGAGUGAUAUAGCCGAUCAACAUACUGAUAAUGGCGACUACAGUGAUAUAGCAUCCGAUAUCACGCCACGCACUUCAAUGGACAGGGAGACCGACGCGGAUUAUGAUUAUGAUCUGUUCGAUGAUGAGGGCAACGCAGGACUCAUUGCGAAAUCCCAUCAAAAUUCGGAGUAUGGGUCUUUCCAAGAUCUCAUUCUGCAGGCGAAGCGAAAGCAAUGGGAGCUGGAAAGUGAGGAAAACAAGUUGCAUAGUCCCCCCGACAAUGACCAUUUCAUAUAA